GGUCUGAACCCGGAAACGGUUUUUUUUAACUGUGGCCGUGUGUGUUUGUUUAGCAAUUGGCUGCGCGUUUCGCAACGUUUCGUCUCGAAAUAUUAUUAUUUAACUAUUUAGUCGGUAUGCUACAGUUGACAAACGUGUUAAAUUGACAGCAGGCAUGCCAAGCAACGAAUGUAAACGUUAACCGAUUAUACAACCGAAGACAUCUGUUUCCAUCCAGAAACUAAAAUGGCUUUUAGGAGAGAUCGAAAUCUUAGAGAUAUUUACGAGGAGCGGUUUCCAGCAGGACGAGUAGGUCCAUUUUCAAGAGAAGGUCAAGGGGACAGGAGACCUCCAUUCGGGCGGCCAGAUGAGGACUACGGUCGUGGUUUUGAAUACGAUGGCAAUCGGUUUUACCCAAACGGCGCUCCUCGCAACUACCAUGGAGAGGAUCAGAGAGGUUAUCACGGAGACAGCCAUCACUCGUUUCCUAAUGAGCACAGGGGCGGACCACCCGGGCGAAGGCAGGAAGACUUCCCAUACUACAGAGGGCAGAGAGAUGAGCAGCAUGGUGGACGCCAAAUGGACUUCAGAGCAAGCAAUCGCGCAGGCCCUGCCCCGAAUACUCGAGUUCUGGGCGCUCACCCUCCUCCACCCAGGUCUCUGCCUACAAUAGCCCCUGAUGCAGGAGAUGACACCCUCAUGCAGGCCAUAAUGAACCUGGACCGGGGGGAGGAGCGGGACAACUUGAGAAGAAAGGCGCCCUUCCCUCCAGUACGUGAGCGCUCUCCAGCUCGGCGGGACGUCCCGUCCCCUCACAGUCGGUCAGGGUCCAGCAUAAGCAGCCGCAGCUACUCACCAGAGCGGAGCAAAGUGCAUCCUUUCCCGCCUCAGCAGGGGAAAAGAUUUGAGGAGCCAUUUGGGCCAGGCAGGGCACCGGACAGGGAAAGGCCCCCGGGCCCCUCCGUGAGUGCAUCACGAGACGGUUCGCCCCAUAGCUCCGUAUCAGCCACUAAGGAGGAUGUAACAGCGGUGGAAGGGCCCGCAGAUGAAGCUCCACCCACCGUAGAUGAAGCUUCCUCCAUCAUGGACGACUUUCAAGAGCGACGAGCUCAAGCUAUUGCUGCCAAGGCUCGGGAAAUUGAAAAGGUCUAUCGUCAGGACUGUGAGACGUUUGGCAUGGUGGUGAAGAUGCUGGUGGCCAAGGAACCCAGCCUAGAAAAGCACCUGCAGAACCCUAAAGAGAACCUGAUUGAGAUCCGUGAGCGAUGCCUUGAUGACUUGAAAAACUUCAUUUCUGAACUCGAUGAAGUGGUACGACAGCCUGAACCUGCUGUCUAAGGUGACCCCAUUUGUACUCAACCAGCAGUUUUGUUUUUUUUCUUCCCUUCUUUACCUACACGAGUCUUUUUUUUUUUUUUUUUUAAAGGCCACUUAAAAGAAAUCUUCCUGGUCUGCAACGGAUCAAGGAAAGUCUCUUUAUGUAUUUCAUUUAUGCAGUUCCGUUUAUUCACUGACACUAGUCGAUACUAGGUUGUAUAAACUUUUUGUAACCUUUCGACGUGAAGAUAAAAAAAAAAAAACGUUGUUGACAAACACAAGGAAAGCAGUGCCAGAAGAGGGUUUGCUCUAUUCCUUAUCAACCACAGAAGCUAUAGAGAUUAACUCACUAAGGAGAUGUACUAGAUGAUGGUGUUUGAAAUUGUCCUAUUGUCAUUGCCAAUAAAUUCACUUAAAUACAAACCAAUGGGAAGAGUUGAAGAAUAAAUUAUGGUAAGUAAUCUUUAUGGGUUCAGCAAAUUGCUGCUAUCUGUAGUACUAUUAAGUUGUGCAGCUGACAAUAAUGCAUUUAUCAUUUGUGUUUUUGUUUGUUUUUGUAUCAAUUGCAUUUUCCAACCUCCAUGUUGUAAAAACCAAACACAAGUAUUUGUGUAGUUUUUCCUUAUUGUAGUAUUAAAGAGUCUUGAACAUA
This is a messenger RNA of Puntigrus tetrazona (Sumatra barb), 1948 nucleotides long. It is a transcript of the gene pphln1, whose product is annotated as periphilin 1. Gene Ontology annotation, cellular component: nucleoplasm. Gene Ontology annotation, biological process: negative regulation of gene expression, epigenetic; protein localization to heterochromatin; negative regulation of DNA-templated transcription. NCBI's taxonomy places the organism in Eukaryota, Metazoa, Chordata, Actinopteri, Cypriniformes, Cyprinidae. The record is from RefSeq and is a predicted model, not a curated record.